Toxotes jaculatrix (banded archerfish) is the source of this 2930-nucleotide messenger RNA. Its product is annotated as palmitoyltransferase akr1. Gene Ontology annotation, biological process: protein palmitoylation. The coding region runs from base 141 to 1820 and encodes 559 amino acids. The transcript is spliced from 10 exons. Lineage: Eukaryota; Metazoa; Chordata; Actinopteri; Toxotidae. The record is from RefSeq and is a predicted model, not a curated record. Gene Ontology annotation, molecular function: protein binding; palmitoyltransferase activity. Gene Ontology annotation, cellular component: Golgi membrane.
CACUGUGCUGCGAAAGAUGAUCUCCCCUCUCACUUUACAUUAUGAUGUUGUAGCGCUUCGUCCGCGGAGCUGAUUUGGUUUUCCGUUGCAGUUUGCAGUCUGUGGAAAUAACAGCAGGCCGCUUCUGAGCACUCAUCAUAAUGCAUCCAAUGCCUGUGUGCUCCGUUAGCGGUGGAGACAUAUUUGACUGUAUACAGAGAGGAAAUGUUGAACAGUGUGUACACUUCGUUCAAAAUGAUCGAUCAGUCCUCAAACAAAAAGGCUGGGGUGGUUUCACCCCGCUCCACUACGCUGCUCUCCAUGGUAACCGUGUCUUGGUCGACCUUUUCCUCAGUAAUGGGGCUGACCCUAACCUGACAUGUGAUGCAGGACAGACAGCCUUUCAUUUUGCCUGCAGGCAAGGGAACAUCUAUAUCAUACACCAAAUGAUGCAGUAUGGAGCUGAUUUACGCCUCAUAGACUUGCAGGGGAAAACAUCGCUGCAUCAUGCAGUCACUGGGGGCAACAUUGUUGCAGUGCACUAUUUGUGGGAAACAGGGAUGUUCCGGUUCUCAGACACAGACAUGUACCAGGUGACUCCCCUACACCUGGCUGCAUCCACAGGCAACACAGAGAUGAUCCGAUAUUUGCUCAGAGACCAGAGAUGCUCCGUGGAUGCAGUUGACCAGCAGGGAGCGACAGCGCUUCACGUUGCAGCAGAGAGGGGUGGAGUGGAGGUGUGCUGGACACUGCUGCAGAGUACAGGAUGCAGGAUGCUCCAUCAGAAGAGCCACAGCGGCCUCACACCACUGGAUCUCAGCAAACAGGGGAAAACAUUUAGAAAUCAGCAACUCACCAAACUACUGAGUCAACAUAUUAAUGAGCCAUUACACCACAAGCCCAGAGAGUCUCGUGUUUUAUACUACUGGACAUUGUUUUUUCCAACUCUGAGUGGAGCUGCCAUCCUGCUAAUAGCAGCCAUGUUGGGAGGCUAUGGGGGCCUAGUCUGCGGCUUACUCUUCCCCUGGCUGGCCAGGAGCAUCUUCACACAGUACCACCGCAUGACCACAUACCAAAGGUUACCCAACCCGAUCUACUUGGGAACCCUCAUAGCUGGCUUGUUCCAUUCCCUCCUCUGCUUCUAUGGAAAAAUAAUGCCUAGUGUGUGGCCAAACAGUUCUCUGGUCCAGGUAUCAAUGGUCCACGUCUCUCUAGUCCUGGGUUUAUUCUGUAGGGUUCUGACACAGGACCCUGGGACUCUGGAUAGAGCGGAUGCAGAUCCUCGAUUCUCCUGUAUCGCUGACCUGGUGGAGAACAACCAGAGCCCUCACAGGUUCUGUCCAUACUGUGAGUUGUUUCAGCCUGACUACACUAAACACUGCAAGCUGUGUGAGGUGUGCAUUAAAGACUAUGACCAUCACUGCCUUUUCCUCAACCGGUGCGUCGGCCGGGGUAACCACCGCCUCUUCCUCUUCUUCAUCCUCUCCAUGGUGAUUGGCCACCUUCUUCUUGUUGCCACAGCAACAAGUUACCUGUACAACAAGAUGCCCGCAGGCAAUCACAGCUUGUCGUCGUGGCUCUCAUUGUUAGGGGAGGAGUUUUGGGUUGUGGUCAUGAUGGUUAUGAAUGCACUGACACUUUUGUGGGAGGUGUGGCUACUGGCCGAGCAAUUCGAUGCCAUCGCCACGGGAACGACGACCUACUUCAGGCAGCGUGAAAGCUCACUACGACAGAGGUCACUAGGACAGCGCUGGGUUAUAGUGCUGUCGUAUCUGCUGGAGGGUCGAAGACGGGUGGGCAGCGGACAAACAAGAGAGGGCAAAACUGCCAUAGACAUUUAAAAUUAGAGGUUUUUCCUGUAAGCAGCUGUUUUGUCAUUGCUCACUUACAAAUAUACAUUCUCAGUUUACAGAGUCUUUCUUGUGCACUUAACUUUGUGAUAAUGUCCUCUUUGGAUUCAGUAACUCUCUAAUGCCACAGAACAUGUUGUACUUGAAUGUAAAUUCUAAUCAUAUCUUCAUAUUCUAUUUUAAUAUGCAGUAGAUUAUACAGUAGAUUCAUCAGCAGAUUUGUAGCAAGCAGGACCACUAAGAGUUUAGUCAUUUACCUAGUUUUUAGAGACCUAACUGAACACUUUUAAGAUAACAGUGUUUUUGAUUAACUUGUUGGUUAACAUUGUUCUCUGUGAAGUAGUGGAUAUUUCCAAAACUGUGUUUUAACAGGGAAAUUCUCUGGUAAGCUCACAUUCACAACAGUGUUUCCUAUUCCACAUCAUCAUACUUUUUUAACAUCAUUAUUGUUGCUUUGAAUAAAAAUUUAAAGCAUACUGUAGAUCAAGGUCGUGAAAAUCUAUGUACUCAAAGCAUUAGCAAGUUCUGUGAUAAGCUAGUGAUAAUGGUAAUAGCAGGUGCAGUGAAAGACUUUGUUCCUAACAUAAUGUCAUUACCUUGCUGACCUGCUCCCAGUCAUUUGUGCCACGACACUUCCUCUGCUCCCGCUAAUGGGACAUGCUCUUUUCUUGCCUUCAAUUAUACACACUCAUUUCCUAUGUGUCCCUCAGGACCAUAUUUCUAGAUUAUAGAUGAUGUUCCCCACACCCCUCAGAGGCUGGUGUGUCUGGACAAUGUGAGCGAAUAUGUCAUGUGAUACAAUUUAGUGUCUUCUGUUCCGCCCGUUAUGCAUAUGGAGUGGUUAAGAUGAGUGCAUGUAAGCCUGUGAAAGUGAGUGCUUUUACUGUAAGUCUCCAUCCCUGAAUCAGUGUUAUUGUAUUCAACUGACUGCCACUUGUCAAUAACCCAGUAAAUUUUCUAUGUACUGAAUCAUUUUAUCUGUGUGAUUUAGUCUAUUUUUGGUUUCCAAGAUGAUACCUCAUUUGUGCCAUGAUGUGAUUUUUAUGCUGUAGGAAAAAUAUGUUCUGAAAUCUGUCUUUUAUAAAAUAAAUAAAUAAAUAA